This is a messenger RNA of Psilocybe cubensis, 3810 nucleotides long. RefSeq lists its product as uncharacterized. Gene Ontology annotation, cellular component: endoplasmic reticulum membrane; Golgi membrane. Gene Ontology annotation, biological process: SREBP signaling pathway. The coding region runs from base 1 to 3810 and encodes 1269 amino acids. Gene Ontology annotation, molecular function: sterol binding; protein binding. NCBI's taxonomy places the organism in Eukaryota, Fungi, Basidiomycota, Agaricomycetes, Agaricales, Agrocybaceae. The record is from RefSeq and is a predicted model, not a curated record. The transcript has 7 exons.
AUGCUCACAAUCAUCUCGCGAGUGUACCGGUGGAUUCGCACUCUCAGUCAGAGGUUUUUUCUGCAAUUUGGAUUACACUGUGCCACCCACCAAAUUCGUGUUAUUCUCAUCUCCUGUGUGGUCAUUACGUCGCUGUUCUAUCCUGCACUCGACCUUUAUACUUCAUCUCGGAAUUCCUCCCAGUCACUCCUUUACAAUUGGGGAUGUGCUCUACAUCCUGCUCCAGAACAAGACCUUGCCAAUCUUUGGCAAAGUCAAGACACGCUGCGGGUACAUGAAGAUCCCGUUGCCCGUGCAAAAUGCAGGGCUAAUAACGCUAUACGCGUAGAACAUAUCCUUAUCCAGAGCCCCCUUGUAGAGGAUGAUGGAGCACUGAACCACAAUAUUCUUCUGUCUACACUGGAUCUCGAGCAACGCUUGGAGGAUAUAAUCUCUUCUGGAGAUUCCCCAUGCCUGAAGAAACCAGACGGGAAAUGUCUGGUCAUUUCCCCACUUGCAUUCUGGAACUAUGACAAGUCCACCCUUCUAUCCGAUUCCAACGUCUUUGAUACUCUCACUCACUCCAAGAAUGUUUCUGUUUCUGGCAUCCCCAUCACUCCGCAAAUGGUCUUAGCAGGAAGGGGAUCAUACGAGCCUCACGUCGGCGGGAAUAAAUUGGAUUAUGCCACAUUCCUUGCCCUGAGCUACUUCUUUCCAAAUAGUCCAUGCUGGGACUCUGGAGCAGAGCACGCUCUUUGGGUACACACUAUCCAAAACACGGUUUCUCAGGACGCCGAGGUUGUUGCCCGAGGCCCUGAAGCCACUCUGAUUGCUCUUGACUAUGAUCCUCAUCUGUCCACCACGAAGGGCUGGUCGGCUAUUUCGGCGUUCCUUUAUUUAGCAUAUAUCGGAUUUAUUGCCUACGUUGUCUGGUCAGUCAAAUACAUGGACGCCGUACACUCGCGCCUGGGGGUGACAUUCACAGCGCUUGUCGAAAUUGCUGUGUCAACAAUCACGUCACUUAGUGUAUGCGCGCUCGUAGGAUUCAAAAUCACUAUGGUGCCAUGGGAGGUGUUGCCAAUAGUGAUCGUUUUUGUUGGUGCUGAAAAUAUGUUCACUCUGGUAGAUGCGGUCGGCAAAACGUCUGUCACGCUGUCGGUCAAGCAACGCAUCGCAGAAGGGUUAAGUCGCGCAGGGACCUCUAAUACGCUAAAGGUUGUCUCGUACAACUCUAUCUUGGGCAUUAUAGCUGUAUUUGCUGUCGGUGCCGUGCGUCAAUUUUGCAUCUUCGCCAUUGUCGUUCUGGUCGCACAUUGGUUUUUGGCACACACCUUUUUUAUGGCGGUUCUUUCCAUCGACAUAGCUCGAUUGGAGCUAGAAGAACUUCUCAGACAUGAUACCAGCUUGGUGCCAUCAGUUCCGCCAAAGGCAGAUAACCUGAACACAAAGCAACCACGCUCUGGGUGGCGGAAACUCAUCUUGACCGUUCAAAAUCUCUUACAAGGAAGAGCGGCAACCAAUAUCAGUCUCCUCAUGCUCUUAGCAAUUGCUGCCACUUUGUACUACACUACCUAUACUGCAUCAACUUCGACGUUGGACUCUACUCUUCGUAAGCCUCUCGGCGCUAUUUCAAGGACAAAGACACGCCCAGCCGCGGACGCUAUUUCGAUCGCAGAGCACAUCUGGAAAACUCUAAAUCCCGCACAGACACCGCUAUUACAUCUACGCCUCGAGAUUCCUACUAUCAUCACCUUCAGCGCUGGUAGUGAGAUCUCCAGAAAUCCUUCAGGCAUCAAUGCUCGGUACACUAAACGAACGUUCAAGUUCAUUCUAUGGAUACUAACUAUUCUAGUGGUGCCUAUUGCGGCUACCACCGGCGCGCUGUACGGUUUACUUCUCUACCUUAUGAAGAAUACCGAGUUACUGGAUGCCCAGAGGCAAAGCGCGGAAGCUGACAGUACCUCGGACGCCGUAGCAGAUGAAAAAAUUUUCCAGGACAAGUUUUCGUUCUCCACUCUCCCACGAGCGUUUCCGAGUGAUGUUGAGCUUAUCGCUGCCAGCAAAGAUGGGCGUAUCAUUGUCUCUGUAGGGCUCAAUAACGAAAUCAUUACCUGGAACGCAAAUACAAAAAAACAUAUAUCAGUCAAUGCAGCUGACGUUUUAUUGCGGAUGACAAGCACCUCUUCGUCUGCAGGGUCGACUGUGACUUCGGUAGCAGUGGACGACAAAGGUCGAUAUUUUGCUGUGGGGACGGGCGCGGGCCUAAUCGCCGUAUGGAGUGUAAGUAAGAGCAGUGGGAAGGUCAAGCAUUUACCUCCCUUAGCCUUGGAAAACUCUUCAGCAGGUGUGACAGAGAUGCAAUUUGUGCCCUCCCUCUCAGGUUAUUCGAGGACUUUUGGGCGCUCACCUCCUGCAUCUGAACCAAGUUCUCCGGAAACGAAAGGAAGUGACAUGGUACUGCUGGCGACAUACGAAAAUGGCGUAGUGGCAAGAUGGACUGUGGGAGAAAUACCAUCUGUUACCUAUUUCGUGGCGUCGCGGCGAGCUACCGUCGUUCGUUCAUCUCUCCUGCGGGUUAGUCCAGAAGAUAGGGUGCUUAUAGCCUUCACGCUGGACGAUGGCGUGCUUGAAUUAAUGGAGACAGGAGAUCAUGAGCCACUGAUGCUCCAGGAUUGUUAUCUCCAGGCAGGAAAUCCUUACGAUUUGGUGCGGAAGGUUCAUGCGUGCAGGGCAGAGAUGAACGGCAGCAUGAGACUUGUUGUUGCAGCCGCUACAGAAGCGGGCUCCGUUUCUCUGUGGGAUGGUCACACGGCGGAGUGUAUAUCAGUACUUGAAGACGCCCAUGGUCGAAUAGACCAUCUCCGAGUCUCCGCCGUGGACUGCAAAAUGUGCCCUUCAUGUGGCUACCUGCCAAUGGACAGUUUGUCUCUCGCGUUUUCAGUAAACAGCGUGGUCCAAUUUUUCAAACUGUACUUGGACGAUCCGUCAAGAAGGUGCUCAUGCUCUCGCGCCGUUCGCCUUCAGCAGCAAUUACAUCACGUAUCUUCAAGGGACAGUCUUGGGAAGCGUUCGAGGAGUAAUAGCAACGCUUCUUCGUCUCAGAUUGGAUCCCCGUUAAUUCCCCGCGCAAGAUUGGCCACUGCGUUCGAAACAUCGGCUUUUCCUAUUUCUGGUCACGGUGUACAUUCACGGCGCGCCUCCGAAAAAGAUACAAGUAGGAGAUCUUCAGAGCUUUUAACUGUGCCUUUCCCGGGCAACAUUGGCUCUGCCGAUGACUAUGAUCUUCACGUUAGUCAUACCCAAGAUUUGAGCGGGUCGACAACACCUACGAGCUCAUUUUCGUCUCAGUCAGUAUGGAAGAACGCAGUUCUUAUCUCUUUAGCUGAUGUGAUGUGUGAGCGGGGGGGAUGGGGAGUGACAAAUAGUUCUUUUGUCGGAAUCCGACGCAAACCACGAUCGCAGGGGAAAGCCAGAGCUAUCUUAUCGCCGCACGCGUUGCAAUCGUUCACUUCUUCCGGGCUGACGAUCGCCACCCUGGAAAGAUGGGAGUUGUGGAUUUUCGACCCAGUGGGGGCUCAGUUGCGAAGUUCAUUGUUAGCUUCGCUGCCCGGGCAGGAAGAGGAGUCAUGGGAUUCCUCUCCCUCUUCAUCUCCCUCAGUCUCGCCCUCUUCAUCACGGACAAAUUCUGUAUCAUCCUCUUUUUCUGCAGGCGGUACCGAUGAAGGUAUAGCUAGACUACCUUUUACGCGGGUGUCGCCUCUCCUCGUUUCUUCUUCUCAUGCCUUGGCAGGAUUUGGAAAUACCAUUGGUGUUGUCCACUUCGAUGCUUGA